AUGUCGUCAUCUCUACGGUCCCUUUUCCAGAAAGCUUUAGUAGUUUUGUUUACUGUAACAUUCGUUUUGUUUUACGUUGUGCACGAAAAGCAGCUAAAUCGACACAGCCAUGACGAAACGACAACACCAGCUCAAAUUACCCACAUUGAUCGUGUUAUCAGGUGCAUUACUGGUCUAAUUCACCACGUUACUUACUAGAUCAUUGAGAGCGCUUCGAAAAGAGAGUUUGGUUUUUUUUUUUUGUCAGAAAUCUACUUAUUUUCCGAUUAAUUGCUUUAAUUAGAGUGCGUGUGAAAUUUCCUUUGAAGAUUGCAGAGGGAAUACCUAGCGGAAGAAACCGACGCGGAAGCCAUUUCAUAUUUCUUUAUCUAUGAAAUAGUUUCUUUGAAUCUCAAUAAGAAUUUUAAUUUUUGUAUUACUCCGUCCUUGACAGGUCCGAGAUCAUCACUGCCAAUGCAAACUCAGUAUUGAACGACCGCACUUCAGCCCGCUCAGCUCUAUUUAAAUGCUCUCCAGAAAAUCACAUCCUUUUUCUCAAGACUCACAAAACUGGAUCAAGCACCAUAGCAAACAUCAUGUUUCGUUACGGCGAUUUUAGAAAUCUCAGUUUUGUUCUCCCAUCGUUUACAAUGUUGGGAUGGCCACAUAGAUUUCAUUUCUUCUUCGUCCAUCACCUCAUCAGCGAAACUCCGAAUAUUUUAUGUAGCCACGCAAGAUUUAACAAGAGGCCCAUGAAUCGUCUUUUCCCCAAGGAAUCUAGCAAGUAUAUCACAAUUUUACGGAAUCCUGUCGACAACUUCGAGUCUGUUUUCAACUACAUGGAGCUUGGAAAGCGCAUUGGUUUAGGCAACAAUCCAGAUUCACUACAGCUCUUCCUUGAACGCAGUGGUAUUCCCUUCACGAUGAUGCGUAAAAUUAAUUACGAAUGGCUUUUAAUCAGAAACCCUCUACUUCACGACUUGGGUUUGAGCUUUAAGUUCUAUCAAAACCUCACCGCUGUAAACGAGUAUAUUCAGUUCCUGGACAAGGAGUUUGAUUUGGUAAUGAUUAUGGACUAUUUUGAUGAAUCUUUAGUAUUGAUGAAACGGCUUCUCUGCUGGAAUAUGGACGAUAUAUUGUACUUGAAGUUAAACGAUCGCCAAGAAGAGGAAAAAUAUGUAGCACUAAACAGCGACAUUCGGGAAAAUAUAAAACGGUGGAACAAAGCGGAUGUGUUGUUAUUUGAUCACUUUAACAAGUCAUUCUGGAAAAGAAUCGAAAACGAAGGUGACACAUUUGAAGAAGAGCUUGCCACCUUCCGACAGAGGGCAACGAAAAUCAAGCAAUCCUGUGUGACGAACGAAACAGGCUUGCAGUUCCUUUAUGCCGGAAAGUAUGUAAAAGGGUAUAACCUUAAUCAUGAUUUACCGGAAGAAUUACGACGUCUAUGCGAAAAGAUGACAAUGAGCGAAAAUACGUAUCUUAAAUACUUGAGAGGAAAACAGAAGAAAAAGAUGAGAUUAAUUGAGAUGGGACCACAAAAUUAUACCGAAUUAGGCAGGGAAAUGAAGGAGGACGAGGAGACCUGGGACUCGGCAAGUGACCUCGUUUAUGAACCAGUUUAA
This is a messenger RNA of Porites lobata, 1604 nucleotides long. NCBI's taxonomy places the organism in Eukaryota, Metazoa, Cnidaria, Anthozoa, Scleractinia, Poritidae. The record is from the annotation of a GenBank genome assembly.